GAUAAUAAAAAAACUAAAUCAGAGGGAAUAGUGAUCAGCUGGGGGGAGGAUGGGUUGUGGGUAAAUGAUGCUCCCAUGCUGUUCGGUGGGCUGUGCUGUGUGCGCCUAAUGAUGACAUCAGAGACAGUGUUAGUGAGAGUCUUGUACAGCAUCACACACUAUAGUCUGAGUAUUUACUGUUAUUUCUGUGAGAUAUAAAGAAGAAGAGACCUUGCAGCAUGACAAUAAUAAACCAUGAAACCCUGUCCAUUCUGUUUUCUGAUUUUCAGUGACUGGUUGUCACCCCCCCCCCCCAUCCCUCCACCUCUUCCUCCUCCUCCUCCUCCUCCAAGAUGAACUGGGGUGGGCUGCAGUCCAUCCUCAGCGGGGUGAAUAAAUACUCCACGGUGUUCGGACGCGUCUGGCUCUCCAUGGUCUUCGUGUUCCGCUUCUUGGUGUUUGUGGUGGCCGCUCAGCGCGUCUGGGCAGACGAGAGUAAGGACUUUGUCUGUAACACGGCCCAACCAGGCUGCGUCAACGUCUGUUACGACCACAUCUUCCCCAUCUCACACAUCCGCCUGUGGGCCCUGCAGCUCAUCUUCGUCACCUGUCCAUCUCUGAUGGUUGUGGCGCACGUCACGUUGCGUGAGGAGAAGGAUUCCAAGUACUCCGCAAUGCAUGAAGGGUCGCAUUUGUACGCUAAUCCAGGGAAGAAGAGAGGAGGCCUGUGGUGGACCUACCUGGUGAGUCUGAUCUUCAAGGCGGGCUUCGACGCCAGCUUCCUCUACAUCCUCUACUACGUCUACGAGGGUUAUGACAUGCCUCGUCUCUCCAAGUGCUCCCUGGAGCCCUGCCCCAACACCGUCGACUGCUACAUUUCCCGUCCCACCGAGAAGAAGAUUUUCACCAUCUUCAUGGUGGUCUCCUCAGCCGUCUGCAUCCUCAUUUGUAUCUGUGAGAUGGUCUACCUCAUCUACAAGAGGAUCCAGAAGCUCAUCAGGAAGAAGGUGGUAGAGAGUUUUGAGACGACGUCGUUGACGGCGCGGAGGUCGAGAUCCAAGUCUACGAGAUCCAAGUUGUCUGUCAGGGAGGACCCCACCAACACAGCCUCCAUUCAGAACCUCUGUAAUGUCAUGACAGAGGCGGCGCCGUCAGAGAAGAAGAAAUAAUAGGUCAUGUGACGCGGUGAAGCUGGAAUGGGGGGGUGGGGGUGAAUUGGGAGUGGGAGGACAGUUUGACCGUCUAAGGUCAGGAGAUAGCAUAAGUCGUAGGGUGGACUAUAAGCUCUAAGGUCAGGAGAUAGCGUAUGUCGUAGGGUGGCCUAUAAACUCUAAGGUCAGGAGAUAGCGUAUGUCGUAGGGUGGACUAUAAACUCUAAGGUCAGGAGAUAGAGUAUGUCGUAGGGUGGACUUUAACAGAAUUUUCACUGAACUAUGCAUGCUUUCACCAAUGAUUGACAUUCACUUUUAUUUAACCUUUAUUUAACUAGGCAAGUUAGUUAAGAACAAAUUCUUAUUUAUAAUGACAGCCUACCAGAAGGCAAAAGGCCUCCUGCGGGUACGGGGGCUGGGAUUAAAAAAUACAAAAUAAAAUAAAAAUAUUGGACAAAACUC
Molecule: messenger RNA, 1592 nt
Organism: Oncorhynchus kisutch (coho salmon)
Lineage: Eukaryota; Metazoa; Chordata; Actinopteri; Salmoniformes; Salmonidae
Product: gap junction beta-4 protein
Exons: 2
Coding region: 333-1148 (271 amino acids)
Biological process (GO): cell-cell signaling
Cellular component (GO): connexin complex
Molecular function (GO): gap junction channel activity
Source: RefSeq, a predicted model, not a curated record